AUGAAUCGCGUUCAUCUCAGCAACGAAGACCAAGCCGUUUUUGACAUCCAUGACAUCCUAAAGGCCUACUAUAAGGUAGCCUUGAAGCGUUUCUCUGAUAAUGUCAUCCUUCAGGUCACGGAGCGCUACUUGCUGGGUUCUAAAGGACCUGUGAGAAUUCUAUCUCCUGAACUGAUCAGCGAGCUUUCAGACGUCGAGUUGGCAGACAUUGCAAGCGAAAAUUUCGCUACAGCCAGUCUCAGAUUCGAGCUACAGACUCGUGCCGACAGACUCCGGCGUGCUUUGGAGAUGGCGAACCAGGCCGGGUUUUAG
Aspergillus melleus is the source of this 312-nucleotide messenger RNA. RefSeq lists its product as uncharacterized. The record is from RefSeq and is a predicted model, not a curated record. Gene Ontology annotation, molecular function: GTP binding; GTPase activity. NCBI's taxonomy places the organism in Eukaryota, Fungi, Ascomycota, Eurotiomycetes, Eurotiales, Aspergillaceae. The coding region runs from base 1 to 312 and encodes 103 amino acids. The transcript has a single exon.